CAUCAUCGAUGAUAGUAUUAGUUUUAGGCAAUAAUAAAGCUCAUGACGCAUAUAUGCGUCGUCGGUAACCAAAGGGUUAAUAGAUCGAAAUAUCGAAUUAUAAUUUUAAUGUUUUAGUUUUAAUUGUUUAAUUUUUAUUUUUAUUAUUUGAUUAAAACUUUUUAUUAAAAUUCUUAAUAUGAUAGCCGCAUUAGUUUUAAAAUUUUUAUUCUUAACUUUGCCCGUAAACUCGAAAAACGUUUUUGUUCUGAAUCUUCGAUCAAUAUUUGGAAUUUGAAUCUCGUAUUUAAAUUUCUUCGCUUGAAGUGGACAUAGAGAUAUAUCGUUAUCAAUUGGUGACUCCCACGUUUUUAAAUAUAUAUCAACAAAAGAAUGGAUCGAUAAUUCUGAUUUUGAUUCCGAUACGAUAAAUUUGGAAAAUACAACAACAACAAUAACAUUACCAUCGUCAGAACAAGAACCGAGACGAGAAAUUUUCAUUGAGAAUAAAGAAAUUUUACAGGGGUGUGAAGUCAUUUCAGACUGUGAAAUCAUAUCAAAUAAAGAAUGUUUCGACGAUGAAUUAUCCGAAAAUCAACAACAACCCACUUCUCAACCAACAGCUUUUACAGUUGUGAUUCCACCACCAUCAUCGCCUAGAACAUCUCUAUUGUUUAAUGGUUAUAAUUCGAAAGCGUAUAAAACUGUAGUCGAAGAAGUACAACACCACUAUCAUAGAAAAAAUAAGGGACAACAAGAAAAGAAAUUUGAAUACGAGAUUCAAGAUUCAGAACAAAGUGAUUUACCGCUAUAUGAAUCAAGAUGGUGCCAAAAAACAUUAACACAUAGCAAUGACAACAGGAACACUGAUCAAUUUGAAUUAGUUUGGCAUGCUGAAUCACGUCGUAAUGCCCAACAAUGGAUUAAUUACGAUGAUGAGCAAAAUCAAGUUAAAUUUCUUACAGCUGAUAUAAUAUUUGAUCAACUAUUACAAGAAAUGUUAAAUUCGUGUAUAAAUACAAUUAAAGGAAGUAUGAAUUCAACAAAAUUGUCUACUGUUUAAUAUGUAGAUUCACAUUGUCAAUGUUUUUUACGUAUAUUUUUUCGACAACCAUCAGUUAUUCCGUCCGUUGUGGUCUGCUUUACACGCAGCUCUUAUGCCCAUUUUAUUUAUGUAUUUUUCUAGCUAGUAUUCCUGCAUUGAUUAAAAUUCUGCGAGUGUUACGAGAAAGAGGUAUAAAAAAUUGAAAAAAAAUGUUUCUGAAUGUGUUCAUUCGUAUGUGUGUUGAAAACUGUACUACUUCUCAAACUUUUACACUCUGAAACUUUAGAACGCUAGAGUAAUACUGCCUGCUAAAACUAACCUACUUCGAACUUCAAAUAAAUAAUCUUUAGUCAUUUCGACUUUGUGAACUCAAGUUGAAUCGGAUAGUUCUAAGCAACAGUUCGACAGCACGUCGAAAACUGAACAAAAUGGCUGAUUUCGAACUACUCUCCGUUUCAAAAUGGUUGGCACUCGGUUGCUUUUUGAAUAACUUUUGAUAGGAAUGAGAUAGAGACCUGCGAUUUUCGCUGUUCAAUAGCCAAGACUUGAGCAGAACUUUCCACGAGCGGAAGC
This is a messenger RNA of Didymodactylos carnosus, 1597 nucleotides long. The record is from the annotation of a GenBank genome assembly. Lineage: Eukaryota; Metazoa; Rotifera; Eurotatoria; Philodinida; Philodinidae.